This is a messenger RNA of Trichoderma citrinoviride, 684 nucleotides long. RefSeq lists its product as hypothetical. Bases 1 to 684 code for a protein of 227 amino acids. The record is from RefSeq and is a predicted model, not a curated record. The transcript has a single exon. Lineage: Eukaryota; Fungi; Ascomycota; Sordariomycetes; Hypocreales; Hypocreaceae.
AUGGAUGCGCAUGCGCUCCUUUCCGCCCAAGGCUGGCGCGGAACCGGCCAUUCCCUGCACAAGACGGACGACUCAAUUGGCCUCGCCAAGCCGCUCCUCCUCAACCGCAAGACCAACACAAAGGGCCUCGGAAACACAAAACACUUCACGAGCGAUUUAUGGUGGAUGGACGCUUUCGACGAACAGCUGAAGGGUCUCGACACGUCCAAAGAAGGCAAAGUUGAGCAGACAGUGACGACUGGCAAGCUCAAUGCCCUGGAUCCGGGACGCGUAUCGAAAUACUCCAUCUAUGCUUCCUUUGUCCGAGGUGGAUUUUUGCAGGGAACAAUUACUCCAGAUUUGACGGACGGGUCGACCAGCACCGAGUCGGAAACGAGCGAUAACACGAAGACUGUCUCCUCUAAGGAGACAAAGUCUACAAAGCCUAAGAAGGAGAGCAAAGAAGAGAAGAGAGCUCGAAAGGAGGAAAAGAGAGCCCGAAAGGAGGAGAAGAGGAAACGAAAAGAGGCGCGCGCUCUGCGAAGAGCGGCAAAAGCUGAAAGAAGGCUACGGAGAGCUGAAGCGAAGAAGGAUACGUCAGAUUCCAACAGCAGUACGGCAGAAGAGAAGCGGCUAAGGCGUGCUCGGAAGGAGGAAAAGCGAAGGCGGAAGGAAUUAGAAAAGAAGAAGGCUACGGGCGGUUAA